Messenger RNA from Lytechinus variegatus (green sea urchin), 1626 nucleotides. Its product is annotated as trace amine-associated receptor 1-like. Bases 383 to 1492 code for a protein of 369 amino acids. Gene Ontology annotation, cellular component: membrane. The record is from RefSeq and is a predicted model, not a curated record. The transcript has a single exon. Lineage: Eukaryota; Metazoa; Echinodermata; Echinoidea; Temnopleuroida; Toxopneustidae. Gene Ontology annotation, molecular function: G protein-coupled receptor activity. Gene Ontology annotation, biological process: G protein-coupled receptor signaling pathway.
UCUGGGCUUCCAUCAAUAAAGGAUGCUGUGAGGAAUGUGACCGAAUGUCAAUCACCCUUCAAGAUCCCAGUUCCAGGACAACUCUUUACCUCGCUCUACCGAAUGACAGAGUUCACAGUUACAGCAAACCAAGGAGCAUUUCAUCAACAUCGUCUUUAAAUUGACAGAUCUGACAACUUUCCUUGAUUUUGAUUGGUAGCGAAGUACAGUUAUUUGUUAACUCUCAGAUUCAACAGGACUUGUAUUAAACGUCCGACAAGUCUUUCAUGAAACGCUGCCCGGGUCAUUUUUCAUGCUAUUAUCCUUUAUUGCUACGCGACCUUCAUUAUGAUGAAGAGAUGUUAGAUAUCAAUCGACCUUCAUUUUUCAGAAUUCGAUUUCCAUGGAUCUAGAGAAUAUGAGCAUAAUCGAAUAUGGCAGUACGACAUCGUCGUAUCCUUUCACUGGACCUGGACCUGGGCCAACGACCUCACCGGACCCGCAGCAAUCACUAACAGGAGUCACACUGAUCGCUAUUACCGCUGUCCUGUCAAUUGUGUGCAAUAUCUUGAACCUCAUCAUCUUGCCCCACCUAGCAGAACUGAAUGAAGCCAGUCGUGUGUUCUACAUGUCCUUAGCACUCGUUGAUCUGGCCACAGGUAUCUUACUGUUGCCAAUGAGCGUUGCUGCCGUCGGAGGAGAGUGGCCGUUUGGAAAUCCGCUUUGUAAAGCUCUAGGGUAUUUUCUGACGGUGACAACGGGACUAUCCUCAUCAACAGUAUUUUACCUGAAUGUCGACCGUUUCAUCGCAGUUACAAGACCUUUACGUUACGCCUCUCUUGUCAAUCGGAAGCGCGCAAUUGCCACAAUGGUAUCACAAACAUUCGGAACUUUCAUCAUAUUGUUUUUUGUUCUGUAUUUCGCCGGCGAUCGAUUCAACAUCAUUGUCUACCGGGAAUUCGGAGUUUGCUUGGUGGACUUUUCUCAGCCAUAUUUCGCACCGUACACGAUAUUCAGCUUUGCCAUUUCCAUGUGGAUGUACGCUAUUUUGCUUCUUAUUUUUUAUGUUUUAAUGCUGCAUAUUGUGCGGCGGCAUGCUCGGACGAUUGCCAGUCAAGCCGCAGUUGCCAUGGUGAAUGCUUCGACCGUGCGCACUGAAUCGCAAACGCGCACCACGGAACAGUUUCAAAAGGAUGUCGAACGUGCCGAGAAACUCGCACGUCACAUGCGCCACCGCGGGCUAAUAAAAUCAGUGAUAUUGACGGUAUCGAUCGCUGGGGCAUUUUAUAUUGCUUGGUUGCCUUUUACAAUUUGUGAAGUUGUGGCGGCCGUGCGUGGCAAAAGGAUACCUCCAAACAUAAUGGAGCUCGCGUCGAGGUUGACUUUGUGCAAUGGUUGGUUGAACACUGUGAUAUAUCUACUCCUGAAGGAAACCUAUCGACAUGCAGUGGCUGAGUUUGUUCGUAAAACUUGGAAGGGAUUGUGUAAUCAUCGGAGAGCUGACGUUUCUUGAUCACCUUUCAAAAUUUUCCAUAGACUUUUAAAGGAACCAAUUUCCCACUCUACAUUAAGUUAAAAAAGACUUUAUCACCAAACAAAUAUAUUAUGCAUAUAUAAAUAGUACUGAAGCUGAGUGCUAAGCAUCAA